Dictyostelium discoideum AX4 is the source of this 339-nucleotide messenger RNA. RefSeq lists its product as hypothetical. The transcript is spliced from 2 exons. NCBI's taxonomy places the organism in Eukaryota, Evosea, Eumycetozoa, Dictyosteliales, Dictyosteliaceae. The record is from RefSeq and is a predicted model, not a curated record. The coding region runs from base 1 to 339 and encodes 112 amino acids.
AUGGUAUUUGCGAAAACACCAAAAAAAGAUUAUUAUGCUUGUAUAUUUUCAAGUAUAAGAACAUCAGAAUAUAAUGAAGAAUAUAAUAAAAUGGCAGAUGAAAUGGAUGAAUUAGCAAAAUCACAAGAUGGUUAUCUUGGUAUAGAAUCUACAAGAAAUGAUCAUUCAAGAUUUGGUAUCACAGUUUCAUAUUGGGAAUCCUUGAAUUCUAUUAAAAAUUGGAAAGAUAAUUCAAAUCAUAAAAUAGCACAAAAAUUUGGAAUAACAAAUUGGUAUGAACAUUAUGAAAUUAGAAUUUGUCAAGUUAAAUAUUCAUAUAGUAAAGAAACACAAAAAUAA